CCAUGAAGCGGUUGGCAUCAGUCGCUGGGACUGCUGACCAAGGCCGGGUCUGAGGAGCUGUGUGGCGGUAGCAGGGUCAGAUGAUGAUGAUAAUAAUCAGUGGUUGUCGAGGGUACAACCGGUCAGCACCUCAAGAAUAAAUGUCAGUUGGCUUUUCAUAGCCCAUCAUUCAGAGUUCGAGACAGCUUUAUCUUGGCCAGGUCGCAAUUGUAAAUGAGAACUUGUUCUCAACUUGCCUACCUGGUUAAAUAAAGAUGAAAUUAAAAUAAAAUAAAAAGGUGUGGUAGAGGGAGUCCAAAACAGCAGGACGAGGACCAGUGAACACAUCCAGUGACAAGGCAGAACAGUUGAAACUGGAGCAGCAGCACGACCGGGUGGACUGGGAACAGCAAGGAGUCAUUAGGACAGGUAGUCCUGAGGCAUGGUCCUAGGGCUCUGGUCAGUUGAAACUGGAGCAGCAGCACGACCAGGUGGACUGUGGACAGCAAGGAGUCAUUAGGCCAGGUAGUCCUGAGGCAUGGUCCUAGGGCUUAGGUCCUCCGAGAGAAAUAGAGAAUUAGAGAGAGCAUACUUAAAUUCACACAAGACACCGGAUAAGACAGGAGAAAUACUCCAGAUAUAACAAACUGACCCUAGCCCCCCGACACAAAUUACUGCAGCAUAAAUACUGGAGGCUGAGACCGGAUGGGUCAGGAGACACUGUGGCCCCAUCCGAUGAUACCCCCGGACAGGGCCAAACAGGCAGGAUAUAACCCCAACCACUUUGCCAAGGCACAGCCCCCACACCACUAGAGGGAUAUCUUCAACCACCAACCUACUACCCUGAGACAAAGCCAAGUAUAGCCCAUGAAGACCUCCUCCACGGCACGAACCCGAGGGGGCGCCAACUCAAUCAUAGUACCUACUAAAUGAGUCUUAAACAAAGACUUAAAGGUCGAGGCCGAGUCUGCGCCUCACAUGGGUAGGCAGACCAUUCCAUAAAAAUGGAGCUCUAUAGGAGAAAGCCCUGCUUUCAGCUGUUUGCUUAGAAAUUCUAGGGACAGUAAGGAGGCCUGCGUCUUGUGACCGUAGCGUACGUGUAGGUAUGUAUGGCAGGACCAAAUCGGAAAGAUAAGUAGGAGGAGCAAGCCCAUGUAAUGCUUUGUAGGUUAGCAGUAAAACCUUGAAAUCAGCCCUUGCCUUGACAGGAAGCCAGUGUAGGGAAGCUAGCACUGGAGUAAUACGAUCAAAUGUUUUGGUUCUAGUCAGGAUUCUAGCAGCUGUGUUUAGCACUAACUGAAGUUCAUAUUCAGUGCUUUAUCCGGGUAGCCAGAAAGUUGUGCAUUGCAGUAGUCUAAUCUAGAAGUGACAAAAGCAUGGAUUCAUUUUUCUGCAUAAUUUUUUGACAAAGUUUCAGAUUUUUGCAAUGUUACGUAGAAAAGUUCGUCAAAAGAGAGAUCAGGGUCCAGAGUAACGCCGAGGUCCUUCACAGUUUUAUUUGAGACAACUGUACAACCAUCAAGAUUAAUUGUCAGAUCCAACAGAAGAUCUCUUUGUUUCUUGGGACCUAGAACAAGCAUCUCUGUGUUGUCCGAGUUUAAAGGUAAAACAUUUGCCACCAUCCACUUCCUUAUGUCUGAAACACAGGCUUCCAGGGAGGGCAUUGUUGAGGCUUCACCACGUUUCAUUGAAAUGUACAGCUGUGUGUCAUUCGCACAGCAGUGAAAGUUAACAUUAUGUUUCUGAAUGACAUCACCAAGAGGUAAAAUAUAUAGUGAAAACAAUAGUGGUCCUAAAAUGGAACCCGGAGGGACACCGAAAUUUACAGUUGACAAACUGAUAUCUUUCCGACAGAUAAGAUUUCCAAUUUGGGUUUCCAAUCUCUCCAAAAUAAUGUGGUGAUCGAUGGUAUCAAAAGCAGCACUAAGGUCUAGGAGCACGAGGACAGAUGCAGAGCCUCGGUCUGACGCCAUUAAAGGUCAUUUACCACCUUCACAAGUGCCGUCUCAGUGCUAUGAUGGUGUCUAAAACCAGACUGAACCAUUUCAUAUACAUUGUUUUUCUUCAGGAAAGCGGUGAGUUGCAGGAAUGGGAGAUUCGAUAUGGGCCGAUUCUUCGCUUUUUUAUAUUUUCUCUGUCAGGGUUCGGCUUUUUCAAGAGAGGCUUUAUUACUGCCACUUUUACUGAGUUUGGUACACAUCCAGUGGAUAGAGAGCCGUUUAUUACGUUCAACAUAGGAGGGCCAAGCACAGGAAGCAGCUCUUUCAGUAGUUUAGUUGGAAUAGGGUCCAGUAUUCAGCAUGACGGUUUAGAGGCCAAGACUAUUUUCAUCAAUGUGUCAAGAGAUAUAGUAUUAAAAAACUUGAGUGUCUCCCUUGAUCCUAGGUCCUGGCAGAGUUGUGCAGACUCAGGACAACUGAGCUUUGGAGAAAUACGCAGAUUUAAAGAGGAGUCCGUCAUUUGCUUUCUAAUGAUCAUCUUUUUGUCAAAGAAGUUCAUGCUGAAGUGAAAGCCAUCCUCUUGUGGGGAAUACUGCUUUUUAGUUAUCUUUGCGACAGAACAAAAAUACAUUUACGUUCUUAUUCUCCUCAAUUAAGUUGGAAAAAUAGGAUGAUGGAGCAGCAGUGAGGGCUCUUCAAUACUGCACGGUACGGUCUUUCCAAGCUAGUCGGUAGACUUCCAGUUUGGUGGAGCAGCAGUGAGGGCUCUUCGAUACUGCACGGUACUGUCUUUCCAAGCUAGUCGGAAGACUUCCAGUUUGGUGUGGCGCCAUUUCCGUUCCAACAGGACACUCAAGUCAGUAAGAAAGUAAUCACUACAAACUAUGUAACUGAGCUGUUAAACCAAUUAUCUACAUCACCGGUUGCUCUAUAACUGGACUAGACUAUUCCCGAUCCAGAUAGUUUUCUUUUUAAGAGAGAUUUUUAUCAGAUGGGUCAUCGGCACCAACCCAAAACAACAAGCAAUGAAACAAAUGCAACCCAUUCGUCUUACAUAUUCCCAGACGCGAAUAGCAUUAAUUUCUAGGAUGUAUUUAUUGUGUGUCUAGUGCUGAAUAAAAGACGUUUCAAUGAGAGUUGUACUUUUUUACAUUUUGUUUGGGGUGAAUGUAGCAAAGACUAGCCAAAAGUAAUGUAAUGAAACAGGCAGGGAGCAGGUCUCGAACCCUCGACCUUCUAGCCCGAGGUCCGGCGCGCAAUCCACUGUGCCGCAAAAGCAUGCUCGUGUGGCAGUCGAUUUCCGCACUUAUAAACCAAGGGUCGUUACAAUACAGUUAGCAAAGCAAAGUCACGUGCGACUUAUAUCACUUAUUCAGCGAUGGCUGGUUCAGUGCUGAAAUGAGCGCAUCAUUAUUUUCAAUGAAAUCAGCGCAUUUCAUAACAUUACUGGCCAUUCAUAACUUUAUUAACAUUCUGACAUUGUUUCAGAACAUGGUCCAGGAGGAGAGGAGCUGGAAGAACUGAAAAAGACUGGAGGGGAGGAGGAGGAGAGGAGCUGGAGGAACAGAAACAGACUUGAGGAGAGGAGUCGGAGGGAGAGAAACAGACUGGAGGGGAGGAGGAGAGGAGCUGGAGGAACUGAAACAGACUGGAGGGGAGGAGGAGAUGAGCUGGAUGAACAGAAACAGACUGGAGGAGAGGAGCUGGAGGAACUGAAACAGACUGGAGGGGAGGAGGAGAGGAGCUGGAGGAACAGGAAUAGACUGGAGGGAUGAGGAGAGGAGCUGGAGGAACAGGAACAGACUGGAGGGAGUAGGAGAGGAGCUGGAGGGACAGAAACAGACUGGAGGGAGUAGGAGAGGAGCUGGAGGGACAGAAACAGACUGGAGGAGAGGAGGAGAGGAGCUGGAGGGACAGGAACAGACUGGAGGGAGGAGGAGAGGAGCUGGAGGAACUGAAACAGACAGUGCAGUGGCACUGUGUGUUGGAGACAGUUUUUUCCCUUGGGAUAUUAACAUUAAAUCCUAUCCUAUAAGGAGGAGAUAGAUCGUCUGAGGGACCAGCAGAGUAGACCCCAGCCCCCCGGCCUUGCCGAGUCAUGCACCCCGGACAUCAUCACCGAACUGGAGUCGGACAUCACCCAGCUGAAGACCUCAGGAGAUGCCUGGAGGAGGACCAUAGAGGACCAUAUAGGACCAUAGAGGAGCAUAGAGGAGCAUAGAGGACCAUAGAGGAGCAUAUAGGACCAUAGAGGACCAUAGAGGACCAUAUAGGACCAUAGAGGAGCAUAGAGGACCAUAGAGGACCAUAGAGGAGCAUAGAGGACCAUAGAGGACUAUAUAGGACUAUAUAGGUCCAUAGAGGACCAUAGAGGACCAUAGAGGAGCAUAGAGGACUAUAUUGGACCAUAGAGGAGCAUAGAGGACUAUAUAGGACCAUAGAGGAGCAUAGAGUACCAUAGAGGACUAUAUAGGACCAUAGAGGAGCAUAGAGGACUAUAUAGGACCAUAGAGGAGCAUAGAGUACCAUAGAGGACUAUAUAGGACCAUAGAGGACCAUAGAGGAGCAUAGAGGACCAUAGAGGACCAUAGAGGAGCAGCGAGGUCACCUCCUCUCCUCCCAACAGUCUCUCCUGGCGCAGCAGAAUGAGUUGGAGCAGGCCCACCAUCGCCACGAGCAGAGCAGAGAGAACUACGAUAGGCUGAUCCACGCCAAGGACGAGGAGAUUGGGCGCCUGCAGCAGGAAGUAGUAGAUCACCUCGGCCCACCCGAUACUCCCAGGAACAGGAACAGGAAGUGGUCAUUCUCCAACGGGAAGACGAGACCAAGUCGUCCCUGAAUUACAGGGAGAACGGCAACGAGAAACACGAGAAACGAGAAACACGACCUGUCCAAGAUGGAGGUAGAGAGACUAGUGAAGGUAUUUCCUGAAUUACAGGGAGAACAGCAACGAGAAACACGACCUGUCCAAGAUGGAGGUAGAGAGACUAGUGAAGGUAUUUCCUGAAUUGUUGUUGUACUCAACAGCAGCUGAUGAUUCGGGAUGAAUUACCAUUCAGGGGGGAGAAGGAGACGGAAAUCAGCCAGCUGAAUCAGAAGAACCAGAACCUCACCAGACAGCUGGACCAGCUGGUGGUCUCCAGAGAGGAGAUGGGGAAGCUCAGCCAGAUGGUCUAGCAGAAAGAUGUAGAGAUCCAGGCGCUGCACUCCCACGUCUCCCUGGGGGGACGAGGCCACAGCCAAGACGUGAUGUUCCUCCAGCAGCAGCUGCGGGCCUACGCCGUGGAGAGAGAGCAGGCCCUGGCGGUGCUGAAUGAGAAGACGAGGGAGAACAGCCGGCUGAGGGGAGACUACCAUCACAUCAUUGACAUUGUAGCAGGGAAGGAGGCUCCUCAAGGUCCAGCAGGAGAACAUGAGGCCGUCCACCAUGUCUGACCCCUCAGGGAGUCGAGAGAUGUUCAGAGAGACCAUUCAGAACCUGUCACGGCUCAUCAGGGCUCUGAUGAGGAACCUGUUCAUGGGGUACUUCCACACCCCGAAAGACAAACGCUCUGAGGUGCUGAGGCUCAUGGGUAGUGUCCUGGGACUAGAUAAGGAUGAGGUCAACCAGGAGGGGUGGCAGCCGGCAGGGGAUAGAGAGUAGCAGGGGAGUCCAACCCUUCCCUAGCUCCCCACUCUGCGGCCGUGCCACUGAUGCAUCAUGGGAGUGGUAGUUCCAGUGGGUCGGGAGGACACCACCUCCCGAUGAAACCUAUCUCAGACAACCUUCCCACCUUCACGCCUGUGUCUGUCUCUGCCGAGAACGGAGGGCAGGUGCUCAAAGACUUAUUCAAGCAGUGAUUGGAGCCACGGCCUGUCAAUCAGAGCUCCUCAUCCAAUCAGGAGGAACGUAGACACUGCAAUAGACUGAGAUGGAGGAGGAGGAUUACUCUUCUCUUUUUUAAUUUUUUUUAAUUUUUAUUUUUUUUAUUUUUUAUUAACAACAAAUCAAUACAUAAAGCACAUGAGGGAACACAAGCAUACAUAGAUUACAAACAAUGGACAAUCGAGCUAGGG
This is a messenger RNA of Oncorhynchus nerka (sockeye salmon), 5975 nucleotides long. Its product is annotated as thyroid receptor-interacting protein 11-like. NCBI's taxonomy places the organism in Eukaryota, Metazoa, Chordata, Actinopteri, Salmoniformes, Salmonidae. The record is from RefSeq and is a predicted model, not a curated record. The transcript has 5 exons. Bases 5332 to 5562 code for a protein of 76 amino acids.